This is a messenger RNA of Daucus carota subsp. sativus, 977 nucleotides long. Its product is annotated as CASP-like protein 5A2. Gene Ontology annotation, cellular component: membrane. The transcript has 3 exons. The coding region runs from base 191 to 715 and encodes 174 amino acids. The record is from RefSeq and is a predicted model, not a curated record. Lineage: Eukaryota; Viridiplantae; Streptophyta; Magnoliopsida; Apiales; Apiaceae.
GGUUCUUGUUCUUUCUUGAACCGCCUGCCGCACAGUCCAUAUUACACACACAUCCCAAUUAAAAUUUCUGGGUCUCCUCAAGAUUUGAUUUUGAUUCAUACCCAUUUCAUUAUGCACCUUCUAUAGUUAAUAUAUGCUUACAUAAAGGAUAUUUCUUAAUAUCUUGUAUUUCUUAAUAUCUUGUGGGAUCAUGAGCACACCGGCCGUUCAUCCGGUGGAAAUUCCGGCGGUUCUGGCCAGGCCACCGCCGGUGGUCAGAACUAAAGAUGUGCAGGGGAUGCCUGGUACUUCAUUAGGCCUUGUUUUCAGAGUGUUUCAGUUUGUUUUUGCUGCCAUUUCUCUCUCUAUUAUGGCUUCCACCAAUGAUUUCCCAUCUGUUACUGCUUUCUGCUACCUUGUUGCUGCUGUUAGCUUACAGAGUUUGUGGAGCCUUGCGCUGGCUGUUGUAGAUAUAUAUGCUCUUUUAGUCAAGCGGAGUUUACGGAACACCAGUGUUGUCAGUUUGUUUGCAAUUGGUGAUGGGAUUACAUCUACUCUUACUUUUGCUGCGGCCUGUGCAUCUGCUGGUAUCACAGUCCUCAUUGGAAAUGACUUGGAUAAAUGUGAUGUAAACCACUGCAAGAGGUUUAUGUCAGCAACAGCCAUGGCUUUCCUGAGCUGGGUUGCAGUGUCCCCUUCCUUUUUCUUGAAUUUUUGGUCAUUGGCUUCCAGAUAAAGGCAUCAAACAGAGAGUUUUAUUAGAUAGCUGGAACCGUUGCGUGCUCCCUUUAAUAGAGAUCCUUCCGAUUGUUCGUUCUUUGUAUAUGAGCUCAGUUUUGUAAAGGAUGUAUAGAAUCAAAUCUCUCCGGAAAGCACCAUUGGAUUUGGCUUGGGGUGUUUGGCUCGAGUACGGUUGUGUGGGGAGUAUAGCAUGAAUUCAGUUACUUUCGCUUUGGUGUAAUGACUAUUGAAUUCACUAUAUAUUAGAGAUUCUCAAA